Molecule: messenger RNA, 170 nt
Organism: Eruca vesicaria subsp. sativa (arugula)
Lineage: Eukaryota; Viridiplantae; Streptophyta; Magnoliopsida; Brassicales; Brassicaceae
Source: the annotation of a GenBank genome assembly
AUGAAAGCAAAUAAUAAAAAUAACCAUUGUGUGUAUAUAUGCGCGGAGAUACAAAGGAGAUCGAAAGAGAAGAGGAAGAGGAAGAAGAAGAAUGGUGGCUGUUCAGUUGUUAAGCUGGAAGCCAUUGAUUCUAACUUCUCAAGCUUUGAGGCGAAAUCGAUUCCCUUCUU